AUGUCCACGGUUCCUAUUGAGCCAUUUCUCCACCAUUCUUCUCUUCUUCGCCACAAUCGUGGAGCUACUGGCUUUUGGCCUGCUUCGUUGAAUCUCCGUUGUCAUUUCACUUCGAAGAAACUACACUCGAUUGGAAGAAGCGUCGUUUCGGGGACGAGCUUGGGGUUUCGCAGCUCGGAGCGUAGAAAGUUCGUCGCGAUUCGAGCUAGCUCAUCCGAUACUGCCGUCGUCGAAACCUCUCAAUCCGAUGAUGUCGUCUUCAAGGAAAAUUUCCCCGUUCAGCGAAUCGAAAAGGCAGAAGGGAAGAUAUACGUUCGAUUGAAACAAGUGAAGGAGAAGAAUUGGCAGCUGAGUGUUGGAUGUAGUCUUCCUGGGAAAUGGAUUAUUCAUUGGGGAGUUUCAUAUGUGGGUGAUACUGGCAGUGAAUGGGAUCAACCUCCGCAAGAUAUGAGACCACCUGGCUCAAUUGCCAUCAAGGACUAUGCUAUAGAGACACCUUUGAAGAAGUUAUCUGAAGGAGAUUCAUUUUAUGAAGUUACUAUUAAUCUAAAUCUGGAAAGCUCAGUAGCAGCUCUCAAUUUUGUUUUGAAGGACGAAGAAACUGGGGCAUGGUAUCAGCACAAAGGAAGAGAUUUUAAGGUUCCACUUGUGGACAAUGUUCCUGAUAAUGGGAAUUUGAUUGGAGCAAAGAAAGGCUUUGGAGCCCUUGGGCAGCUCUCAAACAUCCUUCUCAAACCAGAUGAGUCCGGUGAAGAAGUUGAAGAAAAGAGCAAGAGCUCAUCUGAUUUUACAAAAGAAACAAAAGGUCUUGAAGAGUUUUACGAGGAGAUGCCAAUUAGUAAACGUGUUGCUGAUGAUAACUCAGUCAGUGUCAUUGCAAGGAAAUGCCCUGAAACAUCUAAGAACAUUGUAUCGAUUGACACUGAUCUACCGGGUGAAGUUACUGUCCACUGGGGAGUUUGCAAAAAUGGCAGUAAAAAAUGGGAAAUUCCUGCUGAACCUUACCCAGAAGAAACAUCUUUGUUUAAGAACAAGGCAUUACGCACUCGUUUACAGCGAAAAGACGAUGGUAAUGGAUCUUUUGGAUUAUUCUCUCUGGAUGGAGAGCUAGAAGGAUUUUGUUUUGUUCUUAAGUUAAAUGAAAAUACUUGGUUAAAUUAUAGGGGCGAAGACUUCUAUGUCCCUUUCUUGAGCUCAAGUAGCUUGUCCGUUAAAACUGAAGCUGCUCAAGCGAGUGAAAACACACGAAAAACCAAUCAACAAGUGUCGGAUAGUGGAUUUACUGAUGAAAUCAUCACUGAGAUAAGGAACUUGGCAAUUGACAUUUCCUCUCACAAGAAUCAGAAGACAAAAGUCAAAGAAGUGCAAGAAAACAUCCUUCAAGAAAUUGAGAAACUUGCUGCGGAGGCAUAUAGCAUAUUUAGAAGCACAACUCCAGCUUUUGCCGUGGAAAGUGUUUUAGAAGCAGAAGCAGAAAAGCCUGAAAUUAAAAUCUCUUCAGGAACUGGCUCUGGAUUUGAGAUAUUAUGCCAGGGAUUCAACUGGGAAUCUCAUAAAUCUGGGAGAUGGUACUUGGAACUUCAAGAUAAAGCUGAUGAGUUAGCUUCACUUGGCUUCACUGUUCUGUGGUUACCUCCUCCGACAGAAUCUGUGUCACCUGAAGGGUACAUGCCUAAAGACUUGUAUAACUUGAAUUCCAGAUACGGAACUAUUGAUGAGCUAAAAGAGACCGUGAGGAAAUUUCACAAGGUUGGGAUCAAAGUUUUGGGCGAUGCUGUUUUGAAUCACCGCUGUGCACACUUCAAGAAUCAAAAUGGUGUAUGGAAUCUAUUUGGAGGUCGUCUGAACUGGGACGAUAGGGCAGUAGUUGCAGACGAUCCUCAUUUUCAGGGUAGAGGAAACAAAAGCAGUGGAGAUAAUUUCCAUGCUGCUCCAAACAUAGAUCACUCGCAGGAUUUUGUUAGGAAGGAUAUCAAGGAAUGGCUAUGCUGGAUGAGAGAAGAAGUUGGGUAUGAUGGAUGGAGGCUUGAUUUUGUAAGAGGGUUUUGGGGAGGUUAUGUGAAAGACUAUAUGGAUGCUAGCAAACCGUACUUUGCGGUUGGUGAAUAUUGGGAUUCCCUAAGUUACACCUAUGGAGAAAUGGACUACAAUCAAGACGCACAUCGUCAAAGAAUUGUUGACUGGAUUAAUGCAACCAGUGGAGCUGCCGGUGCAUUUGAUGUCACAACCAAAGGAAUUCUUCAUACGGUGCUUCAAAAAUGUGAAUACUGGAGACUCUCAGAUCCGAAAGGGAAACCUCCAGGUGUAGUUGGAUGGUGGCCUUCUCGUGCUGUAACAUUCAUAGAGAAUCAUGACACUGGCUCUACUCAGGGACAUUGGAGAUUUCCGGGAGGGAAGGAAAUGCAAGGAUAUGCUUACAUACUGACUCAUCCAGGAACACCAGCAGUUUUCUUCGACCAUAUCUUCUCGGAUUACCGUUCUGAGAUUGCUUCUCUUAUCUCUCUUCGGAACAGACAAAAACUCCACUGUCGGAGUGAGGUGAAAAUAGACAAGGUGGAGAGAGAUGUGUAUGCAGCUAUAAUAGAUGGAAAGGUUGCAAUGAAGAUCGGACCAGGGCAUUACGAACCACCGAGCGGAUCUAAGAACUGGUCUAUAGCCGUCGAAGGCAGAGACUACAAGGUGUGGGAAACAUCUUAA
This is a messenger RNA of Arabis nemorensis, 2697 nucleotides long. The record is from the annotation of a GenBank genome assembly. Lineage: Eukaryota; Viridiplantae; Streptophyta; Magnoliopsida; Brassicales; Brassicaceae.